This is a messenger RNA of Apis cerana (Asiatic honeybee), 1063 nucleotides long. Its product is annotated as proline-rich protein 2. The record is from RefSeq and is a predicted model, not a curated record. Lineage: Eukaryota; Metazoa; Arthropoda; Insecta; Hymenoptera; Apidae.
GUCUCUCUCUAGUCACGCACAGUGAGUGAUUUUAUUCCUCGAGGAGGUCUCGAUGGAUCGUGGCAAGAGCCGAGUGGAAAUAAUGGGCGAUGAUGGAAGAUGGAAAGAAUGGAACUGAGCGGUAUAUUUUUGUCAGGCUGUAGCCGCCUAAACACGCCAUUGGCAGCCACUACCACACUGGAGGAUCCGGGAACACCAGCCUCUUGGAAGGGCCCGCCACCCGGCUCGGAGGCAUCGCCCUUUACACCCAACUCCGUUGGCCAGGGUGGUGGCCCUGGCUCCGGUCCUUACAACAAUACAGGUGGUCCACCGAGUAAUGCGGCCUUCCAAGGCCCAAGCCCUUUCCCCGGUGGUGCUGGUAGUCCAGCGGGGGCGCCUCCUUAUCAAGGACCACCCCCUGGUUCCGCGACUCCUCAGUAUACUGCCUCACCAGCGCCCAGCGGCUCCUCGACACCCGGCCCUGGACCACCGCCCAACUCCUCGGGCUUCCCACCGCCACCCAAUAAUUCCGGGCCCCCGUACAAUGGGCCCGGGCCGAGUCCAUUCGGCUCGCCAUCUGGCGGGCCACCGCAAUUCGUCGGUCGACCCGGUUCCUCGGGGCCUCCUUUCGUACCUCCGGGAGCGGGGAAUCCUCACUUCCCUUCGCACGGUCAACCGUUUGGCGGACCCCAAUACGGUAUGCCACCAGGAAGCCCGUUUGGACCUGGUCACCCGAUGACAGGGCCUAUCGGUCCUGGACAUCCAGCCAUGAUGGGACCCGGUGGACCCGUCGACAGGAUGGACCAAGGAUCACCGUGUCGCGUACGCGAUUCUAUCCGUGGAAAGAGAGAUUAAUAACGAACCAGCAUCGACUCGUUGGCUUGGUAACAGCGUUGCUGAUUGAAAUGCAAAGGUUGAGACCGGGAGCAUAAUGGACUUCUUUUUUCUCACGUUCUCCUUGAACACUCUUUCGACAUUCCUAUAAACAUUGUAGAUAUUCCCUCGUUCUCGAAUCUCUUUUUUUUUUUCUUUUCCUCGCCGAGGAGCGCCUUUGUCCAAAUAUAGUGGCUGAUUAUAUACUCCA